UAUACGUCUCACGCGCACGACUCUUACCGUACUCGUCCAUCGUUCUCCUUUCACUGGCAGCCUAUAUACUAGUGCUGAAACCAAAGCCAAAUGCCUCAUGCUUUUAAGCUCUGUAAACUGAAUUUCAUAUCUCAUCCAUGUUCAUGGCUGCUUCUUGCUUGGUCCUGUUCUUCACGUUUCUUGUGCAGCUGGUGGACCGCCGGACUUGUCUUGCAGCGGGCCGGAUUCCAAUCGGUUCCAAACUGUCAGCCACUGAAAACCAGUCAUGGGUCUCUGACAACGGAACCUUUGCUUUUGGAUUUGCUUCCAUGGAUGCCCCCAAUGAAUUGCAACUAGCAAUUUGGUACGCCGGACUUCCUGGAGAUCAAACUAUAGUUUGGUCUCCUAAUAGAGAUUCCCCCGUCGGAAGGAAUGCGACCCUGGAACUCGAUAGUACUGGAAAUCUUGCACUUAUCGACCGGAAUUCCCUCAUAUGGACGUCAAACACCUCCGGUCAGGGAGUUGAAGCAGCUGUGAUGUUAGAUUCCGGCAGCUUCAUCCUCUACAACAGCACCCUUCACGUGGUCUGGCAGAGCUUCUCUCACCCGUCUGACACACUCUUGCCAGGCCAACCCUUAACAAUCUCAUCUGAACUCACCACUCCCAACUCUCGCAGCAGUUACUACAGUUUAAAGAUGCUCCAGCAGACUACCUCCCUUAGCCUGGCACUCACAUACAACUUGCCGACAUCUGACACCAACUCGCCAGAAUCUUACUCCAACUAUUCUUACUGGUCUAGCCCAGAGAUCUCAAAUGCGACGGGUGAGGUCACCGCACAUUUAGAUGGAGCCGGCAACUUUGGAAUUGUAUAUGGCAGGGAUCCUGCCGGGACGGUGUAUGUGUAUAAGAACGACGGCAGCAGCAUGGGUGCAUCGAGUGGAAAUCGGACGGUUCUUCGACGACUCACGAUCGAGACGAAUGGGAAUUUACGCCUCUAUAGAUGGGAUUAUGAUGUCAAUGGGUCUAGCCAAUGGGUUGUGGACUGGGCUGCGGUGUCGAACCCGUGUUCUGUCGCGGGAAUCUGUGGCAAUGGGAUAUGUAAUUUGAACGGAAGUAAGACCAAUUCCAGCUGUAGUUGCCCACCGGGGGCCUCCCUAGUGGGUCCUGGCAGUGUUGGGUGUUUUUCGAAUUUAUCCCCUCCGUUGGAGAGUUGUGACACUCAAAGGUCUGGAUUCAAGAUGGCGACGGUCCCUGCGACCAACUAUUACUUCUCAGAAGAUUCAAUCAUCAUGAAUUACAGCGACAUCCAAACAAGCUCCAAGUGCGCAGAAUCUUGCCUUUUGGAUUGUGAUUGCAUUGCAUCAGUUUACGGGCUGUCGGAAGAGAUGACGUACUGUUGGAUUCUGAGGAGUAUGGUGUUUGGGGGAUCAGAGGAUCCAAGCUCAACCUUUUUUGUGAAGGUUGGAGUCAACAGCUCAAGCACGGCGCCUGGAGGUGGGAAUCGAAGGUACGGCCCGCCAUCGCCAUCAGGAGAAUCUGAAUCCCACCAUGAAAAGGUCCUGGUUAUCCCCAUUGUUCUCUGCAUGUUUGUUAUCAUUGGCUUCCUCUGCUUCUUGUUAUAUCGCAUUGUCAACAAGAGGAGAUUGCAGCAAAAUGCCAUCAAUGGCAAUCUGACAGUGCCUGGAGCGCCCAGGAAUUUCAGUUUUCGUGAUCUGCAGAUUGCAACCAGUAAUUUCUCUCAGAUGCUUGGAUCUGGCGGUUUUGGAAGAGUUUACAAGGGAAGUCUUGGAGAUGGGACAUUGGUUGCAGUGAAGAAACUAGAAAGGGUCUUACCUCAUGGUGAGAAGGAAUUCAUAACAGAAGUAACUACCAUUGGGUCCAUGCAUCAUAUGAACUUGGUCCGUCUGUGCGGCUUCUGCUCCAUGGGUUCCCAUCGGCUCUUAGUGUACGAGUUUAUGAGUAAUGGGUCUUUGGACAAAUGGAUAUUUCCUUCACAGAACAACCGUGACAGGCUACUGGACUGGAAGACCCGUUUCCAAAUUGCGAUUGGAACUGCACAAGGUAUAGCAUAUUUCCAUGAGCAAUGCCGGAAUCGGAUCAUACACUGCGACAUCAAGCCGGAGAAUAUCCUACUUGACGAGAACUUCUGUCCGAAAGUAUCAGAUUUUGGACUGGCAAAGUUGAUGGGCAGAGAGCACUCUCAGGUUGUAACCAUGAUUAGAGGCACUAGAGGCUACUUGGCCCCUGAGUGGGUCAGUAAUAGGCCCAUCACCGUUAAAGCUGAUGUCUACAGUUAUGGAAUGCUGCUUCUAGAGAUCAUUGGAGGCCGUAGAAAUGUUGACAUGUCAUUAGAAUCAGAGGAUUUCUUCUUCCCCGGGUGGGCAUUCAAGGAGAUGACGAUUGGGAGACCAACGAAAGUUGCUGAUAAGAGGCUGAAAGGAAAGGUGGAACAAGAAGAGUUGGUGAUGGCUAUGAAUGUUGCCUUCUGGUGCAUCCAGGAAGAGAUUAGCAUGAGGCCCUCAAUGGGAGAAGUGGUGAAGAUGCUGGAAGGAUCACUUGAGGUUGAACCACCACCCAUGCCUCAGUCUGUCUUGGAAUUGGUUGAGGAAGGCCUAGAUAAUGUAUACAAGGCCAUGAAGAGGGAGUUCAAUAACAAUAGCUCCUUCACGAUCAAUAGCCGUCACCAACAUAGCUCCUUCACAAUCAAUACCCAACCAUCAUCACAUGCUACAUGUAGUUAUUCCACCAUGUCACCCAGAUAACAAUGUGGGAUCACUUGCCGACUCGAUAGGCAACUUUGAGAUGUCUGAUGCAUGUGAGCAGGGAAGGAUAAUUUCAGACCUACCAAUUCCAGGCUCAACCAUUCAAACGAGUUUAUCUAACUAGUUAAAUUAUAGGAACUCUAUCUUAAGUAGGCUUUAAAUGAUAGAUUUUCCUUGAGGAGAAGGGA
This is a messenger RNA of Magnolia sinica, 2929 nucleotides long. RefSeq names its product G-type lectin S-receptor-like serine/threonine-protein kinase At5g24080. Lineage: Eukaryota; Viridiplantae; Streptophyta; Magnoliopsida; Magnoliales; Magnoliaceae. The transcript has 5 exons. Gene Ontology annotation, biological process: recognition of pollen; protein phosphorylation. Bases 138 to 2741 code for a protein of 867 amino acids. The record is from RefSeq and is a predicted model, not a curated record. Gene Ontology annotation, molecular function: protein serine/threonine kinase activity; ATP binding.